Fusarium poae is the source of this 1023-nucleotide messenger RNA. RefSeq lists its product as uncharacterized. Gene Ontology annotation, molecular function: glutathione transferase activity. The record is from RefSeq and is a predicted model, not a curated record. The transcript is spliced from 4 exons. Lineage: Eukaryota; Fungi; Ascomycota; Sordariomycetes; Hypocreales; Nectriaceae. Gene Ontology annotation, cellular component: cytoplasm. The coding region runs from base 1 to 1023 and encodes 340 amino acids.
AUGGCGAGCAGCAGUAAAGUCACCGACUGGGUUAAGCCCGGCGACACCUCUGGCGAAUUCAAGCGUCAAGUCAGUUCGUUCCGAGACUGGAUCUCUCGCGAUGCCAACGCAAAGUACCCUGCCGAGAAGGGCCGUUAUCACCUUUAUGUGAGCUACGCGUGCCCAUGGGCUUGCCGAACCCUCAUUGCUCGGAAGCUCAAGGGCCUUGAGGAUUUCAUCUCGUACUCGGUUGUUCACUGGCACCUUGGCGAGGGCGGCUGGCGAUUUGUGUCCAAGGAUGAGGAUGUUCCUGGCGAAAAUGUCGUGCCUGAUCCUAUCAAGGGACAUGAGAACUUUACACACCUAAAGGAUGUGUACUUUGAGAGUGAGAAGAACUAUGAGGGUCGAUACACGGUGCCAGUUCUCUAUGAUAUGAAGACAAACCGAAUCGUGAGCAACGAGAGCAGUGAGAUCCUCCGCAUGCUCGGUACCGAGUUUGACGACCUUUUGGAUGAGGAGCACAAGUCCAUCCAACUGUACCCCGAGAACCUGCAGAAGCAGAUCGAGGAGGCGCAUGAGUGGCAAUACGGCGGGAUCAACAACGGCGUGUACAAGUCUGGCUUUGCAACCACAAGCGAAGCUUACGAGCGCAACGUUGUGGCUCUGUUCGAGUCUCUGGACCGUGCUGAGAAGCAUCUCUCUGAGCAAAAGGAGGGCCCUUACUGGUUCGGAAACCAGUUGACCGAAGUUGAUAUCAGACUUUUCGUCACAAUCAUCCGUUUCGAUCCCGUUUACGUGCAGCACUUCAAGUGUAACAUCCGUGACAUUCGAUCCGGUUACCCUGCUCUGAACCGCUGGAUGCGUAACUUGUACUGGAACCACCCUGCGUUCAAGGAUACCACGCAGUUUGAGCACAUCAAGUGGCAUUACACAAGGAGCCAUACCCAGAUCAACCCUCACUCUAUCACACCUGUUGGACCGCUGCCUCAUAUCUUGCCUCUUGAGGAGGAGGUUCCCGCAGUUGCUGCUGCUAAGAAGAACUAG